AUGCAUCAAGACAGGACCAAAAAGAUCGCUGCAGGCCGCAAACCAGAUGAGCAAUUAUCGCUAGAAAGCAGACCUCGAGAUGAGCAGAGUGAGAGCGAUAAUGAUAGUGCGGAUCCCAUGGAGAAGGAUGCGGAGGAGGAGGAGCUGGAUCGACUUGUGCUUGGAUAUGGAACAACAUUCAGAGCUCAAUUAGGUCAAGAAACGGAUAUGGAUUAUGGCCAAGGCUCAGAGAAUGAUGAUUUUACUGCGCAAGAAAACGAUGAGGGUAACGAUGGCCUCGAGGGUGUCGAUGAUGCCGAUCUUUUCUUCCUAGAUUCCGGCCCAUCUCUUGUUGAUCCCGGUUCUCUGAUAGCGCGGGAGCCAUCUGAAGACGGAACCGGAGGACAUGCGCCUGCCUGGGAAGAUAGCGACGACGACCGGUUGACAGUAUCACUUGCCGGAAAUUCUAGAUUACGAAAACUUCGAGUUACCGAAGAGGAAGAUACCGUCAAUGGGCGGGAAUAUACGCGGAGGCUACGACGGCAAUUCGAGCGUCUUAAUCCGGUGCCAGAUUGGGCGAAGGAUGCCACACGACCAACAAGGCGGCGCCGUAGGUCUUCGGCAGCUUCCGAUUCUUCAGUUUCUUCCAAUGAUAUGGAUGUUGAUGAGGCGGACCUCUCAACUCUGCCGUUGGCGCGUUUGCUACAAGAUGCUGGAGCCCUGACGAGGACAACGGCUAGCCCGAAUAAACGCCCAAAGCUCAGACCGGAAGUUCUCGAUAUCCAACGAUCGCGCGAUAUACCCCUCGUUCAACCCUCUUCAAUAACCUCAUUAUCAUUUCAUCCUGAAUACCCCGUUAUCCUUUCCUCUGGCCCUGCAUCUACCCUCUACCUCCACCAUAUCGCACCAACCGCACAUCCCACUCCAAACCCUCUACUCACGUCUGUUCACAUCAGCCACACGCCCCUCUCCACCUCUGCCUUCCAUCCGCAAGGAGACAAGAUAUUCUUCUCCAGUCGUAGGCGUUAUUUUCAUGUCUGGGACUUACCGUCUGGGACCAUUCAAAAAGUGACCCGAGUGUACGGACAAAAGGAGGAGCAAAAGAGCAUGGAAAGAUUCAAGUUAAGCCCUUGCGGAAGGUAUAUGGCUCUUGUUGGGUCGUCCAGAAGAGAUGGUGGUAUCAUCAAUAUACUCGAUGCACGGACUACGCAAUGGAUAGCUGCGGCGCGGAUAGAAGGGAAGAAUGGCGUUGCCGAUUUUGCAUGGUGGAGCGAUGGAGAGGGCCUUACCAUUGUUGGGAAAGGGGGAGAAGUAGGGGAAUGGAGUGUGGAAUCCCGCUCAUUCCUUGCCCGCUGGAUAGAUGAAGGCUAUGGCCCGACCGUCAUCACGCUCGGUGGUCACGGUGGGCCACGAAACCUUGGCGGAGAUCGAUGGAUAGUGAUCGGGUCUCAAAGUGGAAUUGUUAACAUUUAUGAUCGGCGGCACUUUGUCUCCGCAAAGAACGAAAUCAACAUCCCAGAGAGGCCGCAGCCGAACAGAAGUUUUGAGCAAUUUACAAAGCCAACUAGCAAUUUGGAAAUCAGCCCAGACGGGCAGCUGUUGGUCUUCAGCUCCAAAUGGAAAGGAGAUGCCCUGCGCCUGGUCCAUCUUCCCAGCUGUACUGUGUAUAGGAAUUGGCCCACGAGCCAAACACCAUUGGGUCGCGUUACGGCCGUCGCUUUUAGUAGGCAGAGCGACAUGUUGGCAGUUGCAAAUGAAGCGGGGAAGAUUAGGUUAUUUGAGAUUAGAAGUUAG
This is a messenger RNA of Venustampulla echinocandica, 1773 nucleotides long. RefSeq names its product putative UTP18 Possible U3 snoRNP protein involved in maturation of pre-18S rRNA. Gene Ontology annotation, biological process: rRNA processing. Bases 1 to 1773 code for a protein of 590 amino acids. Gene Ontology annotation, cellular component: small-subunit processome; Pwp2p-containing subcomplex of 90S preribosome. The transcript has 2 exons. Gene Ontology annotation, molecular function: protein binding. Lineage: Eukaryota; Fungi; Ascomycota; Leotiomycetes; Helotiales; Pleuroascaceae. The record is from RefSeq and is a predicted model, not a curated record.